AUGCCUAGGGUAUCUCCAAAACAUAUUAGGGAAGCAAAGUUAGAGUCUAGGUUACUUCCAUAUCUUUUGAGAGUGAAUGGAGGUCUAUCUGGUGCGAAGCGAGAGCUUCGAUGGAUGCAAAAAGAAGUUCCUGAAGAUCAAUUGUACAAUGCCGUAAAACGACGGUCAAAAUUCGAGCCUUUGCAAUACAUUCUUGGUAGUCAGCCAUUUGGACCACUUGACAUACUAUGUAGAAAAAAUGUCUUGAUACCAAGACCCGAAACUGAGGAGUGGGUUUCCAAAUUGGCAGAUCUUCUUUGUACAAUUAAUGGUCCACUUAAAAUAAUAGAUGCAUGCUCUGGUUCUGGAUGUGUUACCCUUUUAUUGAAUCAUGUCCUUCAAAACCUGAUUAAAACGAAUUUCAUGAUAGAAGGGUUCGAUGUUUCAGCUGAUGCACUUAAAUUGUCGAAAGACAAUUUAACAAAGUAUGAAGAUGAUCAUUAUGACACAAAUGUUAAGUUCAAAAUAGCUGACGUACUUGAUCGCAACGUUCUUAACACUUUGAAAGUUAAUAAUUUGGAUCUUGUCGUAUCCAAUCCUCCUUAUAUACCUUUAAACCAUUACAUGUUGCCCUUGGCUUUGGAUGGAAUAGAAAAAUCGGUGAGGGAAUAUGAACCAUCCCUAGCUUUGGUAGGAGCGUACGAGUUUUAUGAAGCAUUAAUUAAGAACCUUGUUCUACCACUGAGAGCUUCAGGCUUUGUUUUUGAAUUAGGUUAUCGGCUGCAAGCGUCAGAAGUCCAAAGACAAUUGACUUUUAGAACAGAUAGUUCAUGGUGCACAGGAAUAUCUCACGAUUCAAAUGGUGUAAUUAGAUGUAUCGUCGGUUGGAAACCAGAUUCCCAAAUGAGUAGAUUAAAAGACCUAUGUGACGAAGUUUACGAAAUCUGA
Messenger RNA from Priceomyces carsonii, 927 nucleotides. Its product is annotated as S-adenosylmethionine-dependent methyltransferase. NCBI's taxonomy places the organism in Eukaryota, Fungi, Ascomycota, Pichiomycetes, Serinales, Debaryomycetaceae. The transcript has a single exon. Gene Ontology annotation, molecular function: nucleic acid binding; protein methyltransferase activity. The coding region runs from base 1 to 927 and encodes 308 amino acids. Gene Ontology annotation, cellular component: mitochondrion. Gene Ontology annotation, biological process: protein methylation. The record is from RefSeq and is a predicted model, not a curated record.